AAAAGAAGCAGUGGUGCAGUGAGAUGAGAGCGCGAACAAAAGCUGGACUCCUACAAGAAACAAACAAAGACAGUGGUUUGCACUUUUUACAGAGACGAAUCAAUCACGUUAGGCCAACACCGGAAUUUCACCAGCCAAUUUCUGACGUGUAGACAACCAAUAACCAUUUUCCUCAUUCGCAAUCAUCGAUUUGCGAAUUCCGUUUCGUUCUUCCAUGGCGCUGCGAAACGGCAGCAGAAAAAUUUCCUUCGAGGUUCUCAGCAUCGAUGGCGAAUCGGAAUCAAACGAACACAGCCGCAGGAAACGCAGGCAUCGCGCCUCCAAGCGCAAGAAGAAGCUUCUUGAUCGCGCGGAUUCCGUCGAUCCGCAUAUAGAGCCUCUGGAAAACGGAGGAGCCUGCAACGGAUUCGAGCUGGACGCUAAUAGGUAUAGCGCUGGCGGAGGGAGCGUCGUUUACGAGGAGGUGCGAGAGGCGAGUGUGUGCGCGGUUGUGGAUGCGCGUGAGGCGGAGAGUGAGGCACCGACGGCGGUGCGCGGUGGCAUCGAGGGGUUUAAUUUUGGGAAAUUGAGGCAGAGGAACGUGAGUUGUGGGAGUUCCGAUGAGUUUCCGACUUCGGUGGUGCGCGAUGAGAAGGAGGAGGGUGGUGUGAAUGCGAGUCCAGUGGAGAAACCGACGAACGAGCCUGAUAGGAAUGUGGCUACAAAAUUGGAGACCGUGGAGUCGUUGGACUGGAAGCGUCUCAUGGAGGAAGAUCCGAAUUACGUAUUUUCAGUGGAAAAGUCUCCUGUAACGUACUUUUUGGAGGAAAUGUACAAUGGAAAUUCCUUACGGAGCACAACAACUCUUGGGAAUGAAAAAGAACGAGAAAGAGUUUAUGAUACUAUCUUCCGCCUGCCCUGGAGAUGUGAAUUGCUUAUAGAUGUUGGCUUCUUUGUCUGCUUCGAUUCAUUUCUUUCAUUAUUAACUGUUAUGCCAGCAAGGAUCACGAUGGCCAUCUGGAGGAUUCUAAAGACAAGGCAGUUCAAGAGGCUAUCAACAAUGGAAAUUUCAGAUUUUGGAUGUUUUCUCAUUAUGACCUGUGGAGUGGUUCUUUUGCAACGAACAGAUAUCAGCUUAAUAUAUCAUAUGAUCCGUGGUCAAGGAACAAUAAAGUUAUAUGUGGUCUACAAUGUUUUAGAGAUAUUUGAUAAACUAUGUCAAAGUUUUAAUGGGGAUGUGUUGCAAACGUUAUUUCUUUCUGCUGAAGGACUUGCGAAUUGUCCCCAAGAAAGCAUUCGAUUCUGGAUUUGGAGAUUUGUUUCUGACCAAGCUUUAGCUGUGGUUGCUUCAAUUGUUCAUUCUUUUAUCUUAUUAGCUCAGGCAAUCACUUUAUCAACAUGUAUAGUUGCUCACAACAAUGCUCUGUUGGCAUUGCUGGUGUCAAAUAAUUUUGCUGAGAUCAAAAGUAAUGUGUUCAAGCGAUACAGCAUGGAUAAUGUUCACAGUUUAGUUUACUUUGAUUCCGUAGAGAGAUUCCACAUUUCAUCAUUUAUCUUAUUCGUCUUGGCUCAAAAUAUUCUGGAGGCAGAGGGUCCCUGGUUUCAAAGUUUUCUUAUUAAUAUCCUCUUGGUUUAUGUAUGUGAAAUGGUUAUUGAUAUUAUCAAGCAUUCAUUCAUUGCUAAAUUCAAUGACAUUAAGCCCAUCGCAUACUCCGAGUUCCUCGAAGACCUAUGUAAACAGACUCUAAAUAUGCAAACUGAGGGCGCAAAGAAAAACCUGACUUUUGUUCCCCUAGCCCCAGCAUGCGUGGUUAUACGAGUUCUGACUCCAGUAUAUUCUGCAAACCUUCCUAACAAUCCCCUUCCAUGGAGGCUUUUCUGGAUUCUGCUUUUUUCAGCAAUGACCUAUGUUAUGCUUACAAGCCUUAAGCUCCUCAUUGGCAUUGGCUUACACCAGCAUGCCACUUGGUAUGUUAAUCGCUGCAGAAGGAGGAAACAUCAUUUUCAUGAAGAUUAGUUUGGAAGGGAAACAAUACUGCUGUAUUGAGUCAACAUGAUCUGUUUGCCCAAGCAUUCCUCCACUCAGCCCGAAGAACAUUUUCUGAAAGAUCACACAGGGAGAUAACAUUCAGGAUUACUUGACUCCGAAUUAUCAUUGGUGCGUGGCACAAACGAGAACAACUUUGGUUUAUAUCUGGAAGUUGUACUUUUGGUUUAUAGGUUGAAGGUGACCCAUAGAUGGUUUCCCUUUUCAAUUUUGACAGCAAGUUAUAGAUUGAGUAUUACAGAGUAAUAAUAAAGUGUUAUAUAUAGGCUUGCAUAAUUUCAAUGAAAUGUAAUCACCUCCACUCAA
This is a messenger RNA of Vigna umbellata (rice bean), 2332 nucleotides long. It is a transcript of the gene POD1, whose product is annotated as POLLEN DEFECTIVE IN GUIDANCE-like protein. The record is from RefSeq and is a predicted model, not a curated record. Gene Ontology annotation, cellular component: endoplasmic reticulum membrane. NCBI's taxonomy places the organism in Eukaryota, Viridiplantae, Streptophyta, Magnoliopsida, Fabales, Fabaceae.